AUGCGACAUGCGAUAUUUGCCUACGACAGCGUUUCUUCAUUGUUUGUCUUCCCGCGCGGUUCAGUAAAUAAAAAAUGUUCGUUAACAGCACCCAGAAAAGUAUAAACUGUAAAAGUGUGUCGAAUAUAGCCCAAAGGAGCCGAUCUUAAUAGUACAGCAUUUAUUAGAACAAUUUCGCUCUUGCUUUGUUUAGAACUUUUUGUUUACGUUCAUAGCAAUGGAGAGCCAGUUAAUGUGUUCGAUUUACGAUGAAAUGGCCGAUCAUUUAGACGCAACGGGAAACAUAAUUAAAAACAUCGAUAAUGCCACAUACAUUCGGCAUAUAAAUUUAGUAAAAGACGAUCUCAAGUCAACGUCGGAACGGCAUCGAACGGCAGCCUUUCAGGUGCUUCGAAUGUUUGCUGAUAACAACAUUCACAGCAUCCAGACGGACGCUUUAGAUCUUUUACGUGCUUCUAACAUCGAUUCAGAACGGAAGAAAAGCAUUUUGAGCUCUCUGGGCCUAAACCGCAUCAAGAUUAGUUUGACUAAUCGGAACAUUGAAGACUUGGACACACUCAAUGCCGCAUGGAACACAACACGUUCACCUCAGUUUUCAGAAAUUUUAACAGAUUUUAUUGCUGAUGCGGAGCAUAAGCAACAUGCUAAAGAUAUCCUUCUCACUGUUCUCCUUCCAUAUAUUCUGGAUGCGGACAACAUGCAAAAUGAGUCAAUGGAUCGCCGAAUUAAUUUAGCAUUACAAUUCGCAUCAGCAAUUCCAGUUUCAGCUUUAACUACAAAGGAAUCUGAGGAGCUUACCGCCGGCAUUGAUAAGUACAUAGAAAUAAUUUCUCAGUUGAGAAUCCAAAAUAACGUCUACUGGCCCAAGCUGUGGAUAUUCUUUGUGCGAUGGUUUGGAACAAAACUGCACGAUAGGCUAAAUCUGGUCAACAAACUAUUGAGAGUCGUGGAAAGUGCAUUUCGAAGUUCGUCUAAUGAGGAAAGACUCCGGGGAUACGAUUGUUGGAAUGAACUGAUUAAAAAUGCCGGUCUCAAUGUGACUUAUUUGAGUAGCCCUAGGCAGCUGAAGUUGAUUUUAACACCGCUGAGAGCCAAGUUUUCGAAACGGGAACCUUUGAUCACCAAAAGGUUCGAGCUGUUUGUUUUUCUAUUGGAACAGCUGCAGGACAAAGCUGUUCUAGUUUUAAAAGAGUUCUUGGAGUUUUGUUUCGGUGAAAUAGGAGACAGUACAGAUAUGAAAAGAUCCGGCUUUGUGAAACGCUUGCCAGAGUUAUGUCUUAGGUGUACGGAAAUUUUGCUCCUGAUUAUAGGCCAUUCCCAUAAAAACACGGAAAAAUGUCUGACCGCAGAAAGCGACGUGCAUCUAAGCUCACCAGUUGUGAACAGUGACAAUAUAGAAAACCUUUGUCCGAAUGUUUUAGAGGCCGUAUCCGAGUGUAGUAAAUUGCUAGAAAACGCGCAACUGGAGUGUGAAAAGGCCCACGUCCUAAAAUGCCUUUGGAGAUCAUUACUCAUGCUUAUUCUAGAUGGGCAAAAAAAGCCUACUAUUCACAAGCGUUUCUGCCUGCUAGGAACAGUUUUAAACAAUCUCCUAAACGGUAAUAAUCCAUAUUGCCAAUCAAUUGCGGCCAUUAUUUUUGAAGAAACAGUCGCAAUGGGCAAGGACAAGGCUUUGGCUCUAGUGUUGAGCCAAUUAGAUAAUUUUAUGAGUGUCAUAUUUACAGUACCUUUGAAUGAAGACAGGCGAAAACUGAUUCAACAUUUUCUGGCAAUGUUUGAUAAUCUGGAAGGCGCCCAUAGGGACAAAGUGAGACAUCAUAUUUCUACUAGUUUCAUACAAUUCAGAACCAGACAGGAAAAUGUCGAUUGUGUUAGGGACGUUUGGAUGUAUGCAGUCAACGAACUGGAGGAUUAUGCCAAAGGAAGCUCUCUAGAUUUUUUGUUGUGGCCCGUUUUGUAUUUGCAACAAUUAGAAGAACAGAAUGAACACGCGAUAGUGUGUGAACACUACAAGCGCCGACUUGUUCCCUUCGUCGAAAAGUCGGAGGAGCUGAAGCUGGCUUUUUUCAAGCAACUAGAAAAAACAGUGAAGAACAAUCCACUGCUAUUAGCGAACGUUCUCACCAUACUCAAGAUGUUCCCUGCGAAAACCAGUCGGAAGGAAAUCGCUGACGUUACUUUCAAGAUGUUGGAUUUGAUGUUAUCAGUGCCAAUGACAGGUGGCAAUAAGGACCGAAUAGUAGCCGAUAUCGAAGUCCUGGUCAAUCGCCAGCUUGAUGCUGAUAUAUCAACUAUGUCCGAGCCAGGAAUUAUCCAGAUAGUUUGCACUUGCAUUCAAAAUCUUCUGAAACAGAAGCACUACCUCGCCUUGCCCCAUCUUGAAAACCUUAUAAAAGAAAGCACCGAAGCUAUCAAACCGCUGUACCUAAAAUCCCUUGACGUCGAUUUUCUCAUGGAAAUUUAUAGUAAGGAGACUGAAACUACUACCGAUGCGAUUCCGACAAUUUUGCAAAUGAUAAGGCCUUUGGAAGUUCAACAAGAACAGCCGGCUGCUUUACCUCUAAAAGGCCGCUCUGCCAAAAUUGCAAAACUGGUUAAAGAAAUUCCACAGAGUCCCACAAAGGUUUCUUCAACAACGGGUAUUCUGAAAUAUUUUGGAACAGACAUGGAAACUACUCCAACGAAAAUCGUGGGCAGUCAAUUGCAUAAACAACAAGGAAAGUCUCCUAAAAAUACGCCUACAUCUCAACAGAAGAAGAAUAAGACCUGUAUUGAUGAGGAAAGUGAAAGCAGAUUUGUGCUGAUUGAAACCGAAGUGAAAGUCGACAAAAACAACUUAACAGAUCAUCAAAUAGAGACUUUGAAGAAGCGUCGUGAAGACAUCCCUGCUUUGUACCAGGACCUAUCACAGAGCGUCAGUCAAAGUUUCGACUGCCCGCCUUCUGUUGACGUCGCGGCAGACACUGAAUACUUUAAGAAGCCCCUUGAGUUAAAUGGUAUCAACACUGAGGAGCUCACAGCUAUUCGACAAGAGCACGAAAUCCCUAAAAGUAUCGCAGAGCCAAAUAAGGACCAGGAAUUCACUGAGGUAAAGCAUGACGAAUCUACUAAAUCCCAAAAUAACAAGGUGGAGAAUGGAACAGCAGAUUUAGAGCAUGAUAAAGAAGCUGUUGAACUGAAUAAUGAUAAGACCGAUGAAGUCCCAAAUAUCGAACAGGAAAAUGAAGAAUUAGUUAAUAACUUACCAGCUGAAGUCCCUGCAGAAGUAGAACCGACCACUAAGAAAGAGGAAGUUGAGAAAUCGGAUAUUUCCAAAGCGAGCGCUGAAGGCGCAAAUAUGGGGCCUGCGAAUGAAAUUCCUGCUAAAAAAGUUGAAAGGAGAAUCGAUUUGGAAUUGAAGAAACUGAGCAUGAACAUUGUGGGGGCGAAUGAUUUUUUCUCGGUUGGUUCUAGAAGGAAAAGGCGCACUAAUACUCCGAACAAAAAAGAAUUGCAAGGAAAUCGCUGUACCGAUAUUAAACAUGUAACUGCAGAUAGUAAAAUAAGUUUUUCAGAUAAAGCUAACAGUGAGACCAAGAAGCGAAAGAAACUUUCCGACGCUCGUCGUUCAUCAAUCCCAGUUAAUCCAAAAGUCCUUACUGUUAAAGGAAAUCACAUUGAUUACUCUGGUGUGUUGUGCAAAAAUGACACGCAAAUUGACCCGUCUCCAGAUCAACUAGAGACAAAACUUGAUAAAAAUAAACGAUCGAGCAAUACAGAAAUCGAUGAGAACAGAAAAAUCCGGAAAACUAGUCGCAUUAGUGUUGCAUUCAAAAAAGUUCCAGAUUCGAAUCCAAAGGGCAAUGUAGGGAGAAAGUCUUUAGGCCUUGUAUCGCCCGCAGAAUCACUGAGUGAAGAUGACAAACCGUUAAAAGCACUCCUGAAAAAAGCUAUAAAAGAACCUGCUAUGGAGAAAAUGGAAACUGAUGAUAACAAUCAAGACGUAGUCAGCAAUGGUGAAGCCAAGGCAGAAUCUAAAAAAGUUCAGAAACAUCCUGGCAGGAAACGUAAGCGUGUCAGUGACAGCGACGACGACGACGAUAUAAUUGAAAGCUCUCAGGAACCCAGCAUUAGCAAAAAAGAACCACGGACUCCUUCGCGUGGUCGACGCAGCAAUACAAUCGAAUCGAAUAAGUCAAGUCGUAAAAAUACCUCCGUAGAACGUCAAAAACAAUGUAGAAAGAGAUCUUCAACAGUUGAUGAGUCCAUUGAGACAGUCGUUCACACAAUAUCUGCAAAUGGGUCAGCAAGAUCAGCAAGGAAGAGAAAGGUGAAAGCAAUAGUUUGUAAGCUAUUGAAUUUUUCAGCGCCAAACCUACCAAACGUUGGUAAUGAUCAUACGUACAUGUUAACGGAAGAAAACAGCGCGACAGGUUGCGAUGCUGAUAAAGAAAUUGUUGAUGCAAAGGUAAAAAGCACUGUUUCGAAUGACGACCUAACUAUCACCGCUGAGGAGGAAAAUCAGAGCAAAAAUGAAUCGAAAACGGAAAUUUCGCCCAAACCGUUACGUCAAUUACCGGAAAGUAGAACGGUCCCUCUUCGCAAAAGCCUAAGAAUUCAACACGAAGGCGCUACCCCUGACGAAAACACAAAAAGCCCGGUUUGCGACAAUAAUGUUGCUGUAAACCCUGAGGUGGAAGUUCAAAAGAAAGCUCAAACGGAAUGUGUGCCGAAAGUGUUGCGUCGAUUAAGGGACAGUAAAUCGCCGGUCGUUCGGAAAAGCCCAAAAAAUCAACAAGAAGGCCGGCAGCCAAAAGAGGCAGCUGAAGAACCAGCACUUGCAGAACGUAGUUUGUCUGCUGAGGACUUAAUCAAGCGAACCCAAAGCCAAGACACUCAGACGCAGGACAGUGAGCCAAUCGCCGCAUCUGCAAACGCUGUUGAGGUUAGGCUGGAGGUACCGCAAAAGACGGAGCUGACUAAGUCGGAGCAAGAAAUCGCCGAAAUUGAAACAGUUUCAAUGACUUUGACUGAUUUACCAUCGGAAAAUAUCACGUCUGAUCUUAUGUUAUACAUCAACGACACUCUGGUUGAAGACAAUAUCGUAGCACAUAGCAAAAUGGACGUGGACACACCUUGUAAUGAAGCAGAAAAUUCUGAAAGUCUGAUCAAAUCAGAAAGCGUCACCGAUCCAGACGUUGUGGAUGAGAAUCCUGACAGCGACCCCGUUACAGCCGACGUGCAAGCGGCUGUCGGCUCAUCUCUUCCAUCGUCGCCAGUAACGGUGGAAACGCCCAAUCGAAACGCCGAGUUUCUGAACAAUACAGUGGACAUUUCACCCAUCAAUUUCAAAUCGAAGUCAGAUUCUGAAGAUGAACAACUGCGAAAUACGAAGUUAGUGCCUAUUGCUCUGAAAUUCGAUUCGGAGGAAGAGCAGCAAAAGUCGCCGGAAAAGGCCGACGAUGCUCCAUUGAAAACCAACGAGACAUCCACAGAAGACAGUGCAAAGGAAAGUGAUUCGGGCCCAAAAGCGCCUGCUGAAGAUGAUCAAAAUCAAGAAGUCAAGAGUGCAAAUAAAAUAAGUGUGUUUAAGCCGACGACGUCGUCCGCGUUAAAGUUUGCUGGUCGUCGGAAAAUCAACUAUAUGUCGCCCUCAGUCUCGCGAAUAAAAAAACUGAUGGCCAAAGUGAAUCCGCAGUCGCAAAACGACGAGUAUCACACAUCAAAACCAGAAGAUAUUCUCACGUUCAGUCGAGAAGUUCCCAGUCCGCUAGCUACUCCAAAAAUAGGAAUUUUGAAGAGGAAGCAUCCAGAUAUUCCUGACGAUGAAGUGUCGCCAUGCCCCAAGCGAAAACGGGUGAACUUUAGCGAUCCUUGUACAACAUCUAAAAAGGUCUUCCUCAAAUACGAUAGCGCAUCGCCGCAAUGUCUCUUUCCGGAUGACGAUUUGGAUAAACAAUUCCUGGAAGUUUUAGCUGCAAACAUCGAAAGUUACCCGGCAACUGAAGCCGAAUCGUGUAGCAGUGAAGCGGAUUGUAGCCAGGAAUCGAUCAAUAGUUUACCGUUUCGAGAGGAUGCACCUAUUUAUCCAGAUUUAAUCAACUGCGAAGAAAACAUCGGCGUUAUAUCAAGGAAGCUGACGGCGCCGAUGUUUGUCAACACGCUACUAACCAAAUUAAACGUCAGAAAUUUGAAGACAAUUGGAGAUUUAGCCAGAUUGUCCGAGGCCAGCAUAGUCAAGCUGCCAUUUAAAGCGCCCAUGGUUUCUACAGUGUUUAAAGUCCUAGAUUCUUAUUAUCAGAAAAACUUUAAAAGCAAAGGAAACAUGGAAGUUUCGAUGGGCGUCUCUGAAGCUGCUCUAAAUAAAAAAACUGAUACUUUACCGGAAGCGGAGGAAGUAGAUCUGAAAGACGAACUGUCUAAGAUUGUAGAGAAAGCCAUAAGUGCGAAAAUACCACCAAAGACCAUCUGCUCAGUUGUACUGAGUUCUCUAGACCAAAAGCAAAUUCUCACCUGGUUUAAGCAGGAUUCGAACAUUGAAGUUAAGGAUCUUGUGGAAGAAAGUGACUUUCCUACCUUAGUGACACACAUUACCAAAACUCUAGGAGUCUCGAAUUUAAUUGAGAUGCUUACCAAAUCACCAGAGACAUCAAAAGACUUUGAAUGCAGCAUUAGCCAAAAUGUGGAAAAAUUACCACUGGUUCGUAUUCUCGAGAAAAGAAGCUUAGACGAAGUGCAGGCCGCUCUCUGGGAAACUGUAGAUAAAGAGAUAUUCAGCAAGAAGGACUUGUUGCAAACCUGCUUUUUGUCUCGGAUUAGUGUACUCGACUUAAAUUCCUUUUUUAACAAAUUGACUCUUGUUGAAAUUGGAGAUAUCGUCAUAAAUCGUUUAGCUACUGAACAAUAUACGUUGUUUGUGAACCGAAUUUUAAAACAUUUCGAAGGAAGUGAAGAUGCCAGUCUCAGUAUUCUCAAUAACUUCGACAUAAGUGAUCUAACCAGAAGCAUCAUUCAACGAGGAACUCCUCAAGAAAUAACGUCAUCAUUCACCUGCUUGUUUCUAUCCGCCGAUAAGAUAUCUGAAGAAUUGGUGCAAAUAUUUAGGGUAGUUUGCGACCAUUUGGUUGAUGAGCUGCCACCCUCUCAACUCAUGGAACUGGCCAUCGACUUCUUACGGAAAAUCCCUAUGGGAAAGUAACUACAAUUGUAUUUUCUCUCGUUCUGUUAGAGACAUUUUUAUGCUUUCCACGUUGAAUGGUUGAAGCUUGUUCUAGUUAUGGACGGUUUACAAGAAUGUACAGUUUUAUUUUGUUUAUAUACAGGGUGAUUCACGUAGAGCGUGCAUUAGAAGGGUUCCAACUUGCAGUCGUAUUUUCGUACACCCUGUGUGGGGCUAAAUGUAUCUAGCGUGGUUUGGGAACUAGUCGUUAUCACCGAAAACAAAAUUUUAAGUUUCUAAAGUUGAACUUCUAAUGCACCGUCUACAUAAGUCACCCUGUAUAUAGGUAGCGUUGUUUAGAUAAUCUUUGAAGUUCUCCGGUUUAGUUGUAAAUUGUAGCCAGUUAUUAAUUUUAGUUUUACUGCGAAUAAUAAAGUUCUUAAAUUAA
Molecule: messenger RNA, 7586 nt
Organism: Dendroctonus ponderosae (mountain pine beetle)
Lineage: Eukaryota; Metazoa; Arthropoda; Insecta; Coleoptera; Curculionidae
Product: telomere-associated protein RIF1
Exons: 13
Coding region: 218-7177 (2319 amino acids)
Biological process (GO): telomere maintenance
Cellular component (GO): nucleus
Source: RefSeq, a predicted model, not a curated record